AUGACGACUAAGACCAUCCAUGGGAACUCGCAAUUCCAGAAGCCCUCCUCUCUACGCUGGACGUGGGAGUCACCCGGUGGAGGGUACCGUAAUGAAAUAGACCACAUCAUCGUCAAUAAAAGAGAGAGAAAUCCCAGCACUGUCAUCAACCGGGAUCUCUUCGCUACGCUAGCCGGCUUUUGGGAAGAUUCCGCAAUGGACAACAUCGACGAGGAAUAUGACCGGCUCAUUGAACACCUUCACGACUGUGCGAAGAAGGCUAAGAGUUUUAAAACGACCAAGAGACUCCUGUCUCUUCAAACUCUUGAGCUGAUACGACAGUGCGGAGCAGCACGAGCCGCAAGGAACCAAGAGCUCACGUCCGAGCUCGCAAGGCUUUGCAGAGAGGUGACAAAGAAAGACCUUAGAGAGAGAAAAGCAGAAGUACUGGCUGAAGCUGCAGAGGCGGGGAGAGGCACCCGUCGCAAGACGAGGAUGACUGCUCUCCGGAACCCAGAGGGAACAGCCACUGCAUCAAGAAGGGGGAUGGAGAAAAUCAUCUACGACAUUUUCUCUGAUCUCUUCGACAGCCAUGUCCACUUGCCUCCUCACCAUCAGAAGGAAGACGGACAUUUUAUUCCAGAGGUUCUCUCCUCCGAAAUACGACAUGCUAUCAUUUGUGUAAGAAAGCGAACGUCACCCGGUUCCGACAGACCAGAACACCUGAACCUCCGCCAGCACUCAGCGACACUUUGGCGAGGCUCUUUGCAGGUUUCCUUUGGGAAUGCAAGGUGGAUUGAAAAAGUCUUGGAUGAAGGACAACCAUGCGAACAAGCAGGGUUUCGGAAAGGAUUCAGCACGAUUGACCACAUUACGGUACUUCGAAUGUUGUGCAGUAACUUCACGACCGGCAUUUCACAAUUCUACAAGAAUAUCAUCAUUGACGUGAAGAGGGGAGUCCGACAUGGUGAUACAAUUUCACCCAAAAUAUUCACAGCCACCCUCGAGAACGCAAUGCGAAAGUUGGAAUGGGACGACACGGGAGUGAAGAACGACGGUCGCCACGCGGAACGACUGCUGACCGAAUUCGACGAAACAUGUGGAUGCAUCGGUCUUCAGCUGAAUCUGCAAAAGACGAUGUUCAUGCGCAACGGAUGGGUCUCGGAUGCCCCAAUUACGCUCAACGGAACGAACAUAUCUGAAUGCACCAGCUACGUUUAUCUGGGUCGGGAACUGAACAUUAUGAACGACUUGACCCUCGAGCUGGGCAGGAGGAAGCGAGCGGCUUGGGGAGUGCACAAGAGCAUCGAGGAUGUAGUGAAGAAGACCAGGAACAUCCGGCUCCGUGGGCACCUCUUCAACACCACCGUGCUUCCUGCUUUGGUCUGUGCUUCGGAAACCUGA
This is a messenger RNA of Necator americanus (New World hookworm), 1383 nucleotides long. RefSeq lists its product as uncharacterized. The record is from RefSeq and is a predicted model, not a curated record. The transcript is spliced from 4 exons. Bases 1 to 1383 code for a protein of 460 amino acids. NCBI's taxonomy places the organism in Eukaryota, Metazoa, Nematoda, Chromadorea, Rhabditida, Ancylostomatidae.